UAUUACUAACCACUACAAGUAUUUCAGUUCUUCCCUGUUCCUGGCAGACAUUAAUGUUCUGUCACAGAAAACCGCUUCAUCAUCUUCGAUCAUUUAUAUUACGUUAAAGCAAAGAAAUGCGAAGUUCCCCCAGAUGUCCUGCCCUUCUUUUUUCUUGUCGUAUUCGUAUUGAUAUUCAUAUUGAUAUUUCCAUUUUCAUUUUCACCGGAGGAAUUGAGAGAGAGAGUACAUGUGAAUGGCCUAUUCUCUCCAACCCUAUUCUCAGUUCCUUAGCUUUCUGUUUCUUAUUGAUAUGGGUCUCCCCCAAGAUAUAAAUAGGUGUACCUGGUACUAGUAUUGCCACUGCUAGGACUGCGCCUCCACAUAAUAUAUACUUGAAGUGAGCAAAUUAAUUACUCGGCGGUCAGAUAAUAUGUUCAUGGCAUCAUUCAAUUCUUCCAAUCAUGAUCAACAAGAAGAAGAGGACCCCAGCUCAGAUCUGCAAUACCAUCACCAGCUUAUUCCCGAGCCAUCUCGAGGGGGCUUCACCUCAAUCCACAUUCGCCAAUUACUCAUUCGUUGCGCUGAGCUCAUAUCUAGGUCCGAUUUAUCUGCUGCUCACCGCCUCGUAUCCAUUUUGUCCAGUAACUCGUCCCCUGAUGGGGACUCCACUGAGAGGUUGGUCCACCAGUUUGCCAAAGCCCUCUCCCUCCGCCUCAAUAAUUGCUGCUACGCAGCUGCCGGUGCUACUUCUGCGACUGCGACCACCAUCACCACCGGUCCCACGAUGAUGAUGAUGAUGAUGAUUCCUCCUACUAGCGCUGCGGCUGCUGUAACUGCUACUACAGCUAAUGAUAGCAACAAUAUUGCCGACACAGAGCCAGAGAAGGCUCUUCAGUCAUGCUAUCUAUCGUUAAACCAAAUAACCCCAUUCGUAAGGUUCAGCCAUCUGACAGCCAACCAAGCCAUCUUGGAAGCCAUAGACGAAGGGCAGCAGGCCAUCCACAUCCUUGACUUCGACAUCAUGCACGGCCUGCAAUGGCCUCCGCUGAUGCAGGCCCUUGCCGAGCGCUCCUACCCUCCUCCCAUGCUUCGCAUUACUGCCACAGGUCAUGAUCUGAACAUCCUCCAUCGAACUGGCGAUCGCCUUCUGACGUUUGCUCAGUCCCUCGGCCUCAGAUUCCAGUUCCAUCCGCUUCUCCUCGGCAACAGCGACGACCCUGUUAUUCCUCCCGCGCUUGCGCUCCUCCCUGAUGAAGCGCUUGCGGUCAACUGCGUGCUUUAUCUGCACAGGCUCCUUAAGGACGACUCCCGUGCCCUACGUCUCUUCCUCCACAAGAUCAAGACCUUGAACCCCAAGGUGGUUACCAUCGCCGAGAGAGAGGCCAACCACAACCACCCUCUCUUCUUGCAGAGAUUCGUGGAGGCCUUGGACCACUAUACGGCCGUCUUCGACUCCCUGGAGGCCACGUUGCCCCCCAACAGCAGGGAGAGGCUCACUGUGGAGCAAGUUUGGUUCGGAAGAGAGAUCAUGGACAUCGUGGCAGCAGAGGGAGACAAAAGAAGAGAACGGCACGAAAGGUACGAGUCGUGGGAGGUGAUGCUUCGGAGCUCAGGGUUUUCCAAUGUUCCCUUGAGCCCCUUUGCCCUUUCGCAGGCCAAACUCCUCCUGAGGCUCCACUAUCCUUCUGAGGGUUACCAGCUCCAGAUUCGCAACGAUUCUUUAUUUCUUGGUUGGCGGAAUCGAGCUCUCUUCUCAGUAUCUUCCUGGCACUGAAUUAAUAUCCCUAGCUAGCUCAACCGUUCCCCAACCCAAUAAUUAAAGAUCCAGGCUAGGAAUGGUUUGAGGAUAUCUCUCUCUCUUUUGCUUCAUUAGGUCUUCGCCCACAUAUUGUGAUCAACAAACAAGCAAUGUCAGUUAAAAGUGGUUCCUAUAUAGCUAUAACCCAAUCCAAAUCUAAGUUUCCCUCCCUGCAUACAGACUCUAUCUCUCUCUCUCUCUCUCUCUUCUUACUAGCUAGCCUUGGUCAGUAAACUUGCAUGGGCAUUUGGGCGCGUUGUUAAUCUGUACUGUGCAUGAAACCAUUCUUGAAAGAAACAGAUCAUAACGAAAUUAACAGCCUUCCAUCACCUUAGUUCGAUCGCUUCACCAUGCUCCUGAGGUUGGUUCUUUCUUGGGUACUGAAACUGAUUAAUCUUGUAGUUUAUACUUGUCUUUCAAAUAUCGUUUGCUUUUGUCGCCUUUAAUUCUCUUUAUUUCCCUCUUUCUAUAUGAUCUUUAUUGGGCUUUAAUUAAUUAAUUCUGUAACCAAUUCCGUUUUGGAAGACAAUUAUUAAUGCUAAGUG
Molecule: messenger RNA, 2325 nt
Organism: Alnus glutinosa
Lineage: Eukaryota; Viridiplantae; Streptophyta; Magnoliopsida; Fagales; Betulaceae
Product: scarecrow-like protein 18
Exons: 1
Coding region: 413-1756 (447 amino acids)
Biological process (GO): meristem initiation; regulation of DNA-templated transcription
Cellular component (GO): nucleus
Molecular function (GO): DNA-binding transcription factor activity; sequence-specific DNA binding
Source: RefSeq, a predicted model, not a curated record